Molecule: messenger RNA, 3173 nt
Organism: Acanthaster planci (crown-of-thorns starfish)
Lineage: Eukaryota; Metazoa; Echinodermata; Asteroidea; Valvatida; Acanthasteridae
Gene: sf3a1
Product: splicing factor 3a subunit 1
Biological process (GO): mRNA cis splicing, via spliceosome; regulation of alternative mRNA splicing, via spliceosome
Cellular component (GO): catalytic step 2 spliceosome; U2-type prespliceosome; U2 snRNP
Molecular function (GO): RNA binding; protein binding
Source: RefSeq, a predicted model, not a curated record
UAUACGCAAGAAACGUUUGCAUGAAUAUACUCAACCCGUAAUCCAUUUCAUGCUCAAAAACGUGAAAAGUUGGAUUUUUCACAUUAGUAGACGAAGUAUGACACGUUGUUCUCGACUCUUCCAGAUUUGGAGAAGUUAUUAGUGUACUUGUUUUUAACAAACAGAGCCCAUCGUGUUUGUACUAGCGGCCACCGACUGAACGAACAUCAUCAUGCCGGUGGAAGUGAUUCCGACGGUCACGGAUGAAGAAAUUCCCGGUAACCGCCAAGUCGACGAGACAGCACCAGUCGUCAGUAAACCCAUGGUGGGGAUCAUUUACCCCCCACCAGAGGUCAGAAACAUCGUUGACAAGACUGCUGGAUUUGUUGCCAGAAAUGGGCCAGAGUUUGAGCACAGGAUCAGGCAGAACGAGAUCAACAACGCCAAGUUCAACUUCCUGAACCACGGCGACCCCUACCAUGCCUACUUCCGCCACAAGGUGCAGGAAUUCCUGGAGGGUAAGGCCCAGGAACCCACCAUCGCGCCUGCUGUGUCCAAGGUAUCGUCCCUUCAGCCCAAAGUAACCCCCCAGGCAACAGAGACAGUCGUCUUGAAGGAGCCUCCCCCGGAGCCAGAGUUUGUCACAGACCCUCCAACAAUUAGUGCCAUUGAGCUGGACAUUGUCAAGUUGACAGCGCAGUUUGUGGCUCGCAACGGCCGUCAGUUCCUGACCAGCCUGAUGAACCGAGAGCAAAGGAACUACCACUUUGAUUUCCUGCGUCCCCAGCACAGCAUGUUCAAUUACUUCACCAAGCUGGUGGAGCAGUAUACCAAGAUCCUGAUUCCGCCCAAGGACCUGCAGAGCAGACUUCGGCAGGAAGCCGAGCAAGCCAAGCGGGUGAUGGAGCAGGUCAACUACCGGGUGCAGUGGGCCAAGCACCAAGAGGCGCAGCGCCGGAAGGAGGAGGAAGAGAGGGAGAAAGAACGGGUUGCCUAUGCUCAAGUCGACUGGCAUGGCUUUGUUGUGGUGGAGACUGUAGACUUCCAACCUGGCGAGCAAGGCAACUUCCCUCCGCCCCUCAGACCCGAAGAAAUCGGCAAGCGCAUCCUGGCCGAGAAGCGAUAUGAACAGUUUGGGGAGCUGGAAGAAGAGGAAGAUGUUGAGAUGGAGGUUGCGAGCGACGAGGAAGGGGAGGAGGAUGAGGAAGCCAAAGACAAGGACAAGAAGAAGAAAGAGGCCCCGCCCAAAGAGAAGGAGAAGGCUGCGGGUGCGGCAGCCACGCCUGCCGACCAGAACACAGAGGUGCAAGACAUGGAUGAAGGGGAUUCGGACAUGGAGGAGAGUGACGAGGAGGAAGAGGGCCGUCGAGUUCCGAUGUCACCCCCGCCCCUCCCUGGUGCUGUGGGCUCCGACGCCUCGGCCUUACCCGCACCCCUGCCGCCGCUCGGCGAGGUGCAGAUCAGGAAGAACUAUGAUCCUAAAGCUCCGAAGCCCAUCUCAGAGCUCGAGGAGAAUUACCUGAUCUCCCCAAUCACCGGGGAGAAGAUUGCUGCCAGCAAGAUGCAGGAACACAUGCGUAUUGGCUUGCUGGAUCCCCGCUGGAUCGAGCAGCGGGAUCGCCAGAAGGAGAAGUCUGCCCAAGAGGAGGUGUACGCGCCAGGCCCGGCCAUCGAGGAGAGCCUGAAGCUCCUGGCUGAGAGGCGUACCGACAUCUUUGGAGAGGGCGAUGUGGAGACACAGAUCGGCAAAAAGCUCGGAGAGGAAGAGGACACUAAAACCAAGCAGAAGGUCAUAUGGGAUGGACACUCGGCCAGCAUGGAGGCCACAGCUCGUAAAGCCCAGGCCAACAUCACCAUAGAUGAGCAGAUUGCAGCAUUGCACAAGGCUCAGGGACUGGUCCCAGACAAGGAAAAGGAGAAGAUUGGUCCCCAGCCAGUCACCAAAGCUGCCACGCCCAUCCCCCCACCCCCCUCCCCCCCCCAGCCCAAGCCCGCCCCGACGGCAGCCGCCCCCAUGCCGGAGCCCAAGGCGGCCCCGCCCAUGCCCUUCCCGCCCCGCAUGCCCAUCCAGCAGCAACAACCGGCGCCCCCGCCCCCGCAGCAGCCACCGGCCGUGGCCAUGAUGCCCAUGCCCCCACGGCCCCCGAUGCCCCCACGCAUGCCCAUGGGUAUGCCCAGGAUGGGCGGUGGGCUCUUGCCGGGACCCCCACUGCGCUUCAUGAACCAAGGUCCGAGAAUGGGUGGUCAGCCCAUGCCGAUGGGCGGUCAGCACAUGGGGGCUAUGAGGAUGCCCGGAGGGCCGCCCAUGCCACCGGGCCCGCCCCCAGGCGUGGAUGAACCGCCCACCAAGAAGCAGAAGACGGAGGAGAGCCUUAUACCCGAGGAUCAGUUCUUGGCCAGAAACAAGGGUCCGGUCACCUUCAAGGUCAUGGUGCCUCCGAUGCCGGAUAAGCCCGAGUGGAAGUGCAACGGUCAGGCCCUGCAGAUGACCCUUCCCCUCACCGACACCAUCUCGGUCGUCAAAGCCAAGAUCUUCGAGGAGACCAGCAUGCCGGCCGGCAAGCAGAAAUUGCAGUUCGAGGGCUUGUUUGUGAAGGAUUCCAAUUCGUUGGCUUUCUACAACUUCAGCAACGGUUGCACCCUACAGCUUGGCCUCAAGGAGAGAGGAGGUCGCAAGCGCUGAGCACCGGUUGCAGGCAUGACAGACGCAUUAGUUACCACUGGUUACCAAUUAAAACUGGUUUCAACCUUUCUGUACGUGUACCCUUUUAGUGACCUCAGAGACCAGAAGUGGGUAGAACUGAGAGAAAAACAUCUGGGCCACGGAUGGCUAGCAUUUGUUAAAAAUUCAAAGAUUUUUGAAAACUAGUCAUGCCAUUCAGGCAUACAGGACUUUGAUUAGGCCCAAGUUGGUAAAAAAAAAAUUGUUUUCCACCAACCUGUUUGUAUAUUUGACCAAAACUUCUCAAAAUUUACCUCCUGUGAGAAAUGACCUGGGUAGACAAAGGUACAGCAUCUGUGAACCUUAAAUUCUGGCUUGUAGGUGUAUGAAGAAAGCAUUCUUGAUGCUACACUUUGUGAAACUAACCGAUGAAGAUUCAGAAAGUUACUCCAAGAAAUAGAGGGAUUUCACAUCAGCGCUGUCUGCGCAUAUCUGCAUCAAAACCGAGGCUCUCUGUGUUUAACUUUGUCGC